This is a messenger RNA of Mytilus trossulus (common blue mussel), 1070 nucleotides long. RefSeq names its product transcription elongation factor 1 homolog. NCBI's taxonomy places the organism in Eukaryota, Metazoa, Mollusca, Bivalvia, Mytilida, Mytilidae. The transcript has 4 exons. The coding region runs from base 121 to 372 and encodes 83 amino acids. Gene Ontology annotation, biological process: transcription elongation by RNA polymerase II. Gene Ontology annotation, cellular component: transcription elongation factor complex. The record is from RefSeq and is a predicted model, not a curated record. Gene Ontology annotation, molecular function: RNA polymerase II complex binding.
GUCUUAUUUGCGUUUGAAUUUAUAUCAAAUUUAUCACUCCAUCCAAGCUUUUAAAUGAUCUACUAAUAACACACACAAGAAAAAAGAACAGUUGGCGUUAUUUUUGAGAAAUAAAACAAAAUGGGAAGAAGAAAGAAAGCAAGAAAGGCACCUCCAAAGAAGAAGAAUGUAGAACCACUUGACUCCCAAUUCAAUUGCCCAUUCUGUAAUCACGAAAAAUCAUGCGAAGUUAAAAUGGAUAGAGAACGAAACACUGGAAUGAUAACAUGUACUGUAUGUCUAGAGGCAUUUCAAACAACAAUUAAUUAUCUCUCUGAGCCAAUAGAUGUAUAUGGUGACUGGAUUGAUGCUUGUGAAUCUGCCAAUCAGUGAAGUUUUUAUAACUGUCUCUUAGGAAUGGAUCAUUUGACAGAAUUGAUGAUUUUAAUGUCAACAACUUUGAACUAUUAUAUUGUUCUUUAAAAGAUGGUAUUAAAGAGUUAUACUGUAAAUUGUGUAGCACUUCAUUUCAAAUCUGAGAGAAAAAUAUGUGAUCUUCAAAAAUGUACAGACAUGUUUUAUUUGUAAAACUUUUAACAAUUCCAGAUAUUGGGACAAUGAGUUCUUACUGUUAAAGAAAAGUAAAUUAUGGAAAAAAAAAAUUCAGUUAUGGUGUAUAUAUUCUAACUGGGAAGGCUUAUAUCACUAUUCAGUUAAACGAAAAAGUAAGCAUGCAGAUUAAAGAUUUUAAUACUUUGAUAUAGCAAAUUUCUAAAAAUAAAAUAUUAUUUGAAAAAAUAAAUUUUCUUAUCCAAUAGCAAAAGUUUGUAAAAAAAUAUACUUUUGAAUAGUUUUGUAAAAUUUAUAGCUUUAAUCUACAGAUUUUAAUAAACAUCUGCAUGCAUAUUACUUAUGAUUUUCAUAAAAAAAAAAUAAGCAAAGGUUGUGUUCAACACAAGGUGAAAAUGGAUAUUUUACAAUGCAUUUUUCCUGUUUGAAAUGACCUUGAAUCAAUCAUUAUUGUUUUUAUUUUUUUAAUACAUAAGCAUGUAUUGUGUAUACAUUAUUUCAAAUAAACACUUUUGCUUAUA